AUGAAUGCAGACUAUGAGCCAGCCCUGUUUAAAGAUGGCAAUAAGAUCUUGGCACUGCUCAAGAACAACAAGACAAUAUAUGUAAACACCGAAAAUAAAAAAGACAAACAAAAGAACAAGAAGCAUUUCCAAAUGCUUUUCACAAAUGCAAGCUAUUUCCAGAUAAUAUUUAAAGAAGGAUCGGCUUAUAUUCAAGGACAUUAUGUAGUCCGGUAUUACAUGAAUGGUAGAAUGCCGCCAGAGGAUCCAGAGCCUCUGUCAUUUAGCAUAGGUAAGUGAGUUUCAGUAUAAAUAUAAUUUGAAUAAGAAACCGAGGUUUAAUAAUAAUUAAGUCGCAUAAAAUAUUGGCGAAACAUUUCUUUGUAUAUCUUGUAUAUGAAAUGGGGGUUUAAUAAUAAUUAAGUCGCAUAAAAUAUUGGCAAAACAUUUCUUCAGAUAUCUUGUAUACAAAAUAUUCCUCUGACCUGAAUCUUGGCGAGGUUCUUUGCAUAUUAAAUUUUACCUCCUUUCAUUUCCCAGAUUCUGGACUUUAUAAUUGAGCGGUUUUGAUUUUUAUUUUGAUCUAUUUUGAAUUGUGUGACACUGAAAACCAGCAAUACCUACAGUUGGUUUUGACCUGUAACAAUUUUAUAUGCACCUCAUACCUACCCUGGGUACUAGAGACUUUUCUAGCGCGGUUUGCAGUUUCUGUCAAGUCUUUAUAGUGACCCACUCGUGGCUUCUGCCUAUACAGCCGAAGAUGUGUCUUGGCCAACACCGAAAAUUCCCUCCGCACGCAAGAAAAACCUCUGGUACCCAGGGUCACCUCACAUCUAAAACAGGUAUCUCAAUUUACUAUUAUUUGAAUUUCUUGUCAUCUUUUUAUUUCAAUAUUUUUCUUAGGGAUAGAAAUAGAAGCACAGCUUACAUGUUCAUGUACACUAACACAACAGCUGUACUUCAUGUAACUACUAUAAAUAUUAUCAAAAAUAUUCAUUAAUUACAUUGUACCCAAGCAUGCCAUUAGGUAAUGUUGUGAAAACUGUGAUGUCCUACUCAAAUAAAGUCACUAGUCUACAACUGUCCCAACAAAGAAUGCAAUAUUAUGACAACAAUUUUACCCCUCAUUGGCCCCACCUCCCAUGCCACCCCAUUAAUGGCAAAGCGGUAGCCUGUUCACAGACCUCCAUUUACUCUUAAAAGUCCGCUGAGCACCCAUGAUAAAAAUAAAAACAGUGCGCGUUUAAAUAACCGCUAGCCCAGGGGGGCGGGGAGAAGAAUAUUUUAGUUUCUCUCCAUGUAAGGGAAUCUGGAUUCCGGAAUCUUGGAAAUUUUUGCUUGUGGUAUCCGGAAUCCUGGGCUUUGGAAUCCGAAAUACAGCUAUAGGAACCCCGGAAUCCCACUAUUAACAACUGGAAUGCAGAAUCGAAGUUUCAGCGAAAAAAGGUGUACAAUCUAGUAAUUGGAAUCCUGAAUCAACGGUGUGGAAUCCAGAAUCCAAGACUGUCUUGGAUUCCCUUACAUGGGGCAAAUUUCUUUCUCGUGUACUCGCCAAUUAUUGAAAAGAAAAAAUAAAACAACAUCUGUGUACAUACAGGCUAGCAAAGAUAAGCCAAGUCCUAGCACGACAACCCUUACUCUAGAUAGCAAAUCCAUAAUAUCAAAGCCCUUCCAGCUGUGUUCCUUACACUCUGUUGCCAAAAAGGCCAUCUUUUCCUUACUCCCUUCCUCUAGAAGUUAAUGGGACAUUCAAACGACUCUUCAAAUCGGGAAGCCCUAUUAGUAAGUAGCCACGUGCCCUUUAGCUUGUCACGCUAUCCAUUGUGUACUUAAAAGCUAUGCUGCACCUCAGGUCUUUUAAUUUUUCAAAUACUGCACUCCAAAAAAAAAAAUUAUUCAAACUGCUUCUGUUUACAUUGGAAAUGAAAUCUUGAAUUAUAACUCAGUUUAUGGCUGUAGAAAGUCGUUUACAAACCACUUAAAUGGACAGUCUACCGACACGCUACGACUUCAUACGACAUUUGCUGAUAAGAAGACAUAUUUUAAUAUUUUUAGCAGCACUCCAUGUGACUGAAAGGAAAUGAAGAGAUUUAAUUAUUACAGCACCACAUUAAAUGUUUCAUUUUUAUUGACGACUGUGACUUAUAAUGCUCAAUUAUAAGGUACUGUCUUUCCCCCCCAAAAAGGAAGAAUGUUUUUUGGGGGGACUUCCAAGUCAUUAAUACCCACUUAGCAUGCUCCUGGAGGUUUUAUAGACGUACCAGUUCAUUUUCUAAAGCUAUAGUGUUAUAUAUUUUUUACUUUGCCCCUCACUGUUACCCCAGCCUGUACAUCACCUCCAUCUCCCCACCCCUCCUUGGCAAAGAAGCUGAGUCUUAAGCACUCUAAAACCCUUGAUACAUAAUAUUGAUUAUUUAAUAGCUGAUCCAUUAAAUUGUGUGCAGUAGUGCAUGUGGCAAUCAUCUUCCAUUAUUUUAUGAAAUGACUGCAUAUAUUAAGUACAUUGUCGUCCUUUCAUAUUUUAAUAUUUUUAAUAAUAAUAAUAAUACUGAAUAAUGAUAAUAUUAAAAAUAAUAGUAAUACUUUAUUAAAUGGGGCCGGUAACAUCCUUACCAAUACCGAUGACUCAGUAGUUUACAUAAAUGGCCUAGUUCCCUAAGUUAGUCUAAACUAAAAGUCUAAAACUAGAAUAAUUAUUAAUAAAAUAAUUAAUAAGUAUACUUAAUAUUAAAAUGUUCAGUUUUAGUUCAAGUUUUCCAAUGUAAUUUUCCUUUGGAAGUGAAAGCAUGUCUCAAAGAGAUGGUUUAGUUUUGUUCCACAGACAAGUGGCACUGGAAUAGAAUGUUCUGAGGCCUGAACUUUUCUUGCAGUUAGGCAUGAUAGGAUCAUUAUUUUCUUCUAGAGGUUCUUGUGUCGUAAUUAUGUUAUAGCUACUCUUGACAUAGUUAACAUAGGACAAAAGAUAUUCUGGACCACAGCCAUUACAGAUUUUGUGGAGGAGAGAUAGUUUUCUUGUACAAAUAAUAUCGUCAGUUGUUGGAAGCCAACCUAAUUUAGUAAACAACAUUACCGAAUUAUCCUGAAAAUUAGCAUCUAGUAUAAUUCUGGCGCACUGGGUUUCUGUAAUCAUAACAAUCUGUCCAACUGUUCCUCAACUGGAAAAGUUGUCCCAUACAGUACAACAGUACUAUUCACGAAUUGGUUUUAUGAGGGAAUUAUACAAAUUCCAAGUGAGAUAUUUGUUGAUCCUAAUUCUAAGGAGCUUUUCCCCUAUUGCCUCCUCUAGCUUAAUGUUGUUCAAGAAUAUACUCAUGCAUAUCAAGGUUGUUGGCAAUAUUCUUGUUUCUUCCACAGAGAUUAUAAAUAUCACUGAAGCAAAUUCAACCCAAGGCACUGAGCAUUCCUUAUCCCUUCGUACGGGAGUGCCCUCUCCAAGCAUACCCCUCACAACUAAAACAGGUAUCUCAGUUUAGUAUUAUAAUUUGAAUUUCUUUUGUCAUCUUUUUAUUUCAAUAUUUUGCUCAGGGACUGUAUUUGUAUUUGUAUUUGUUCAUCUACACUGACAAAACAGCUGUUUCUUCUUGUAACUACUAAAUAGUUAAAGUUUAUUAAUUGUUAUGCCCAAGCAGUGCCAUUGGGUCAUCGGUAAUGUUGUGAAAACUGUGAUGUGCUACCCUCUCUAAAUUAAAGUAAGUCACUCUAAGUCUACGACUGCCACAACAAAGAAUACAAUGACACCAGUUUUAAUACAUGUAAUGUUAUUUUACUCUUCUGUUUCUCUGUUACCCCACUUUGCCCCGCCCACUUCCCCACUGCAUGCAGCAAAGCAGUUAAGUCCUAGCACUACACCCCUUACACAUAAUGAUAAGCUGAUCCAUAAUGUGUGUCAUAUUUCAUUUUUGGAGUGACUACAUAAUGCAUGCAUCCCUUUCAUACUCUUCACUGGCACUUUUGUUUAUUCCACAGAAAUCAAUACUACUGCAGAAGCAAAUAUCAUUUCUACCCAAGGCAUGAAUGAAGAGCAUCCCCAACACUUUCAUACGGGAUUGUCCUCUUCAAACACACCCCUCACACCUAAGACAGGUAUCUCAUGUAGUAUUUGAAUUUUUAGUCAUCUUUUUAGUUCAACAUUUUCCCCCAGGUAUGUAUAAAAAAUAAGCACAGCAUUUACAGCUGUUGAUUAAUUCAAUUUAAAUUGCAGGGUUGCAUGUAACUUUGUCAUCGGCACCAAUGGCAUUGUUGCUUAUCUUUCAGGUCCACAGGCAAGAAAAACUGUACCUGUACCUUGGGAAAUCUUUUUAGCGGUGGCUGUAUACGCAAUUGUAUUGGUUGUAAUUCGUUUAUCAGUUACCCUGAUAAGAAGAUUCUGA
Porites evermanni is the source of this 4349-nucleotide messenger RNA. The record is from the annotation of a GenBank genome assembly. Lineage: Eukaryota; Metazoa; Cnidaria; Anthozoa; Scleractinia; Poritidae.